This is a messenger RNA of Lucilia cuprina (Australian sheep blowfly), 1752 nucleotides long. Its product is annotated as protein D3-like. The record is from RefSeq and is a predicted model, not a curated record. Lineage: Eukaryota; Metazoa; Arthropoda; Insecta; Diptera; Calliphoridae. The transcript has 2 exons. Bases 103 to 738 code for a protein of 211 amino acids.
UAUUGAUUUAUUUACUUUUAAAACUUUGCUGUCUGUUUGUUGUUGUACGAAAAAAAGUUGAAAUAACAAAAGGAAAAUUUCUAUAUUUUAAUAACAAACCAGAUGGCUAAACAGUUGGUUAUUGUAUUUAUCUGUUUCUGGGCCUAUUUCCAGUUGGCACAAAAUGCAGCUGCUGAUAAUGAAGUGGAGCAAGUAUUUAAGGACAAUGAAAUAAUACCAGAUGUAUUGCAGGAGGCACCCAAGGAAUUUCUGAAGGUUACAUAUGACGGUGGCUUGGAGGUUAAUAAAGGCAAUGAAUUGACACCAACACAAGUUAAGCUACAGCCCAGAGUUGAGUGGCAGGCAAAAUGUACAGAUUAUUAUACCCUAAUAAUGAUCGAUCCUGAUGCACCUAGUCGUGCUGAUCCUAAAGUAAGAGAAUUUCGUCAUUGGUUAGUUGCCAAUAUACCUGGAAAUAAAAUUGAUCAAGGUCAGGUGGUAGCUGCUUAUGUGGGUUCAGGACCACCCAAAGGUACUGGUCUACAUCGUUACAUUUUCCUUUUGUAUAAACAACCAGGAAGGAUAGACAUUGAUGAACCUCUUGUUGGCAAUAGUUCAGCUGAAAAUAGAGCCAAUUUUAGGGCAGCUAAAUUUGCCGAAAAAUACAAUUUAGGUACACCCGUUGCUGGCAAUUUCUAUCAGGCUCAAUAUGAUGAUUAUGUUCCCAUCAUACUUGCCCAGUUAGGUUUUAAAGUUUAAUUAAAAUGUAAUAAAUUGAAUUUUUAAAAUAAAAAUUCAUUCAUAUUUCUAAGCAAAGCAAAAUAAACUUGAACAUUUAGUUUUACUUGCAAAGAUGUUGGCUUGGACUUUUCUAUAUUUUUCAAGGAUUUAAAAAAAAAAACAAUAAAAUUUAGUUUAAAGCUGUAUAUGAUCUUUUGGACAUAAUUAAAUCUUAUAAGAAACUAAUUCAAAAUCAUAAAGGUACAUGUAGGUAUACUUUAUAUUGCUUUAAGGACCAUAUUUUUAUAUUUAGAUGUCACAAACAUCAACACAAACGCAUAAUACACUUCCCACGGUACACGCAUAUGUUAAAAUAGUUUUUAUGAAAAUCGUAUUCAUUAUAUUUUGUUCCAUUUCAUGAAUCAAGUAUUAAGCUAAAUUAAGCAAUUUAUAAAACAACUAAUUUGAUAAAUUACACUUGUUUUUUAUAGCAAACCCAAAUUAACACUUUUUCAAUCGGUUUAAUUUCUUUCCCCAUAAUGCAUUUAUUUUAUAACUGAAUCAUGCUAUUCAUUUCUGUCAAUUACGUGAUCUAAUGCAGUUUGUAGAUCCAGUAGAGUAGAUCAAUACAUGAUAUAUAGAAAUUUUAAUACGCUCCGAAUAUUGAGAGUUUAUCCCAAAAACGAAUUUUUAAUAUAUGUCUCUUUUUAAUAAUAGAUCAAAUUCUUUAAUGCAACUUUUUUCCUUAAAAACUAAGAUACUAAACUAUUUAAAAAGGAUACACAAUUUGAAAUCCUGUAGGAUCGUAUGGACUUAAUAGAAAUCCAUUUUUUGGGGCAUAUUCGAAUUUCUAAAUAUUUUAGAAUAAUGUACAAAACUAGAUCUACAAACAUUUCUGUCACACUGUGUAUUUUCUUAAUACCUAUGAAAUUAUUAAAUUAUUAAGUAAAUUAUAUAUUGUAUUAUUUUUUUUAAUUCACAAUUCAAAUUAACAGGUUUCCUAUGAAGGUGGUUUGGAGGUUAAUAAAGGCAACGAAUUGACACCAACCCAAG